Tupaia belangeri chinensis (Chinese tree shrew) is the source of this 560-nucleotide messenger RNA. RefSeq names its product nuclear protein 2, transcriptional regulator (gene NUPR2). The coding region runs from base 55 to 342 and encodes 95 amino acids. The record is from RefSeq and is a predicted model, not a curated record. Gene Ontology annotation, cellular component: nucleus. Gene Ontology annotation, biological process: negative regulation of cell cycle; regulation of transcription by RNA polymerase II; negative regulation of cell population proliferation. The transcript has 2 exons. NCBI's taxonomy places the organism in Eukaryota, Metazoa, Chordata, Mammalia, Scandentia, Tupaiidae.
GCCCCUAGCCCCGGGAAGCCAGCGCGCCGGCGGGCGACCAGGCUGCCAGCUGCGAUGGAGUCGGGUUCCAACCCGGUUCUUCUACGCGGCCGGGCUCCUGCUCGUCCGCCGGUGACCUACGACGAGGAGCUCUACGACUGCCUCGACUAUUAUUACCUGCGCGACUUCCCGGCCUGCGGGGCCGGGCGCAGCAAGGGCCGAACACGUCGCGAGCAAGAACUGCGCUCCAACCGGCCGGUGCCUGGCGGCCACGAGCGCAAAAUCGCACAGAAGCUCCUCAAUGGCCAGCGCAAGCGUCGUCAGCGCCAGCUGCAGCCCCGGCCUCGCACCGUCCUCUGCUGAGAGCCGGAUACCCGAAGGACCUGAUAAAACUAUUUUCUCUGACGCCAACUGUAACUGUGGUCCUAAGGGGGACAGAAUCCAUGUUGGUCAACAGAAGUUGUCGACAUCGCUUAAGUUUACUACUACAGCGUUUUUUUCCUUUCUAGUUGAGCGCUAAGUAACGUUCAAGUGUGUAUGCCUUUUUAGGGUUUUUAAUUAAAAGCACAGUAAGAACGGCA